Messenger RNA from Rotaria sp. Silwood1, 1506 nucleotides. NCBI's taxonomy places the organism in Eukaryota, Metazoa, Rotifera, Eurotatoria, Philodinida, Philodinidae. The record is from the annotation of a GenBank genome assembly.
AUGGCUCAAUAUUCUCAAAAUACUAGUUGGAAACGUGUGGAUCGUUCUGAAUCAAAUCCUAAAGAACAUCAAGCUCAUAGAGCAUGGUCAUCAUCAAAAGACGAUGAAAGUAAUCAAUAUUCAUGGUGCAAAUUUGAUGAAAAAGCAAGAAACUUUCAAAAAAAUAUGGAAAAAGUACAAAAGGAGCUCAUCAAUGAUCUUAUGAAAUUAUCUUCAUCAUCUACACCAGUGGUUUUUAAUACUAAUCCAAACAUUGAUUUUCUACUCGAUGAACCAGUAUUGAUUGCUAAUAGUGAACCAUUAUUUGAUAUUAUAAAUGGAAAAGAAGAUAUUAAUAACAUGGCGUUUCGUUUAUCUUGUCAAUCAAUUGCUAUGCUUAAUAAGAUUGAAAAAUUGGUGAAUGAUACAGGUCUUCCAUUUAACAAUAAAUUUCGUCUUGAACUUCGACCUGCAUCAUUUUAUAAUAAAGAUAUUGAACAUCAGUCAUGGGAAUUGAGAAUGAACGUUGAUCCAGUUACUUGGUUUGAUUUACAAUGGCGUCAAUGUGGUGAUAUUGAAGAAAAUCAACGUCAAUGUCUUGCAAAAGCACGUUCGUACAUUAAAAAAUAUCGUUCGUUUGUUCCUGAUCAGAUAUCACCUAAAUCAUUAUACAAAGCAAUCACAGCUCCUCCUUACUGUGGAAACCAAUUAGCGUGUAGCAACACAAAUCUUUCUCAUUCAAAACAUGUAAAUAUUAUAUGCAGAGCUAUAGCAACGGGGCAAAGAGAUGAUGGAGAUCGUCAAUGUGGUCAAUACCUGAUGGAUGAAUAUAUUGUGAUGGAAUGGCCUGUAACACCAAUUAUGCAAUUAUUGGAAGAUGAAACAUGUAACUUGGUGGAACAACAAAUGGACGAAAAUUUCAAUAUAAAUCAAUUACGUUUUAUUUUUUCGGUGAAUCGAGAAAUUAUUCGUGAUCUCAUUAUCUUUCCUAUGCCACCAUGGCAUUUAUCAAAUAGACAAUUAAUUCAGUCACCUCUAUUUUGGGCUACUGCAAUAAUUUCAAGUAAAAUGUUACAUCGUCAAUUACAACAAAAAUUAUUAUCUGAAGAACAAAUGUGGCCAGUUGAAGCUAUUGCAAUUAAUUUUGGUGAAUGGGAGACUACUGGAUCUUACGAUAAACGACAUAUUGAUUAUCAUGCUCAUGCACAUUUGUUGCUUACUUUAUCUUUUAGUACUGCAUGUGAUGAUACAUUUUUUCGGACACUUAAAGGUCGAGUAAUGCAACCACCAAAUUAUCUACGACAAAAUACGAAAUUAUUACACUUCGAGAGAUUACAAAAUCAUGAAUUUGACUCGAAGCAAAUGGCUGAACUAUCUACACGAUUGACUAGUGUAGAGAAAAAACAAGAUUUAAUGAAUAAUGAUUUACAAAGUGUAAAAACUAAUGUAGUGGAAGUGAAAGAUUUGUUGAACAACUUAUUUGGUUAUUUAAAAAAGAUGCUUGGAACAUCUACAAAAGCCACAUGA